Messenger RNA from Dicentrarchus labrax (European seabass), 4583 nucleotides. It is a transcript of the gene atg16l2, whose product is annotated as protein Atg16l2. Gene Ontology annotation, cellular component: autophagosome membrane. The transcript has 18 exons. The record is from RefSeq and is a predicted model, not a curated record. Bases 226 to 2058 code for a protein of 610 amino acids. Gene Ontology annotation, biological process: autophagosome assembly; negative stranded viral RNA replication. Gene Ontology annotation, molecular function: protein binding. NCBI's taxonomy places the organism in Eukaryota, Metazoa, Chordata, Actinopteri, Moronidae.
GAGAGACCCGGCAGCUGGCAGCACGAGCCACCAGCCUCAGUCCCGUCAGAGUGACGACAAAAACAAGUUAAAAACAACAAAACAAACAAACAUCAGAGGAGAAGAAAAUAAACAACAACAGCAGCAGCGAGCAGGGACCAACAUGCCCACGGAGCUGUCUGCAACGUCAGGCCGGUCAGCGAGCGUCUGUCUGCGGGGAAACAGCGUGAGGCAGCCCGGGGCAUCAUGGCCGCUGUGACCGCCAACACCCGCACACUCAUGACGGAUCCAGUCCGACUGUCGGAGCGCAGCGGCCGGGUCGCGGCUCCGGGAGGCGGCGGCAGGUCGGCGGAGACCUGGAAGAGAGACAUCCUCCGUCAGCUGAGGCACCGAGACCUGAGCCAGCACGACCGGUUCCAGGACCUGAUCCGCUUCUACACUCAGCUGUUGGACAAAACCAGUCUGGCCAAAGGAAUCCUGAGCUGCUCCUCCAGACGUCUGUCCUCUGACAGCAGCUCGCUCUCCGCUCUGCGUCACCAGAACAACCAGCUGAAGAAAACCACCGGAGAGUUGGCCUAUCAGGUGGUGGAGCUGCAGCGGCAGAUUAAGAUCAAGGAAUGUGUUCUGGAGGAGCAACAUGCCAGGCUGUUGAAGGAGGAGCGCCGGCUGGCGAGUGCGUUUGAUGCUCGUCAGGAGCUGCUAGAGCGGGUGGAGCAGGUUCAGGCGGAGAACGGGGCGUUGAAGACGGAGUACGACGCCCUGCUGGAGCGACAGCGGGGGGCGGAGACGAGCCUCAGAGAGGAGAAGGUCCGAGGAGGGCACCUGCUGGAGGACAUGAUCCAACUGAAAAAACAGGCCGCCGCCCGCAUGAACAGCCGCAACGAACGCAGGUCCAGAGCUCGAGAGGCCAACCUGCAGAAGGAGCUGCAGACUGCUGCGAGGUCAAAGGUCACCGUGGACAGUCCUUCCAGCGCUCCGACCUCCAGAUCCACGUCUCCAAAGAAUGAAAAUGGGUCCACAGAGAGAAAACACACCCGACUGUUCAGAUCAGCGUCGGUGACGUCCCCGAGGAUCCUGUCCUCCAUCAAAGGGCUGUUCGACAGGAAGAGGCGGGGCCAUUCAGUCUGCAGUCUGGAGGAAGAUCUGAUGUGUCCUGUAGGGGUCUGUCUGUCAGCCCGGGUCCCCGUCAGAGCUCGACAAGUACUGGAGGCCCACGAGCAAGGCAUCAACGCUGUGAGGUUCAGCUCCAGCUCCGACCUGCUGGCCACUGGAGGAACUGACCGAGUCAUCAAACUGUGGGAGGUCAGAGCGGGCUCGCUGACUCACAGAGCGACUCUGGAAGGCAGCACAGAGGGAAUCACCUGCAUCGAGUUCGACCCAAUGGGUCGGAGGAUCCUCGCCGCCUCCUACGAUAAGUCGGCCCUGCUGUGGCGACUGGAAGACUCCGUUCCCAAGCUGACUCUAACAGGUCACAGCAGGAAGGUAACAGCGGCGAGGUUCAGCAGUCUUUCUCACCAGGUGGUGACGGGCAGCGCAGACAGAACCAUCAGACUGUGGGACCUUCAGAGAGCCGCCUGUGUGCAGGUCGUGGAAGUGGCGUCGUACUGCAGUGACCUGGUCUGCUCUGAGAACUGUAUCAUGAGCGGACACUAUGACUGUAAGAUCAGAGUCUGGGACACCAGGACGGUCAGCUGCGUUCAGGAGCUUCCCGCUCAGGGUAAAGUCACCUCGUUGGACAUCAGCUCCGACCACCGCAAGCUGCUCAGCUGUUGCCGCGACGACUGCCUCCAGCUGGUCGACCUGAGGAGGUGGAGCAACGACCGCAUGUGCUUCAGAGAGGAGGGCUUUAAAUGUGGCAGCGACAGCACCAAAGCUGUGAUCAGUCCAGAUGGGUGCUACCUUGCAGCUGGAUCGGCAGACGGUGCUGUUUACAUCUGGAAUGUCUCCACUGGCAACCUGGAGACCCGCCUACCUGACAAACACAGUUCAUCCAUCAGUGCCGUUUCCUGGUCUCUGUCUGGUGAAUACGUCGUCAGUGUGGAUAAAAGCAGGCUGGCCGUCCUCUGGACCGACAUCUGAAACGGCCAGUCUAUGAAGAAGUGUCCCAGCAACAAACUAACUGAUCUGAGAGCUGCCAAAGGGAACCUAUUUUUAAGCUAUUUGUUGAUUGGACCAAAAGGGUUGUAAAACGUUCUUCUCAAGUGCCUUUUUUGCAUUUUAUAACAUAACUUUAGAGCAUUAAUACAGACAAAAAAAAGGGAAAACCGAUAGUUUCCGCCAACAUUAAGUUUUAUUGACAGUAAAGACGAAAGGAAACCAGCAACCAAGACAUUCCUGUAAUGUUUGAAAAGAGCAACUUUAUUGUAAGACCAAUGUGUUUAAGCUCAUCAGUCAUCAUACAGGACAUAAUAUAUACUGGAAUAUUUAACGAAAAGGUUAAAAAAUAUAAAAACACAUCGAGUCAUAAACAGAAUCAUAGAGUAAGAAGUGAGACAUCAUAUUCAGUCUUUACCUAAAUGCUCCUAUUUUGUUGGUCCGUUCAGGAAGUUGUGAUGUUGCCAAUCUCAGUGCAUUCGGCUCGACCUUGUAAUUUCAUCCAAUUACCAAAACUUUUGACGUCACCAAACUAUUAGGGGAGCGAAUCUUUCUUUUGAACCUGAAACCUAUUGGUCUCAGAGUAAAGUUUUUAUUUUUAUUAUGUACUUGAAUUUUGACCUUUCAGACUUUUUGAUUCUUUAUUCACCUUUGGAAGAAGCCUGAAAUCCUCAAGUGAUAACAGCUGAUUUCUUCACACACAAAUUACAGACAAAAGAUGAGGCAUUUGCAGAGGUCAGAUGCAGCUGUGCAGCUCUCGGCGGUGGAUUUACAUUUAAAAGGCGCCCUGCGUUAAUCCUCUGUUUGCCUCCUCGGCUUUGAAGACUGAAGUCAGCGGCUUCAAAGAGAAAAGUCGGCGGCCGGAGGCUCUGAUGGAGCCUGAACACAUCGGCAUGAGACUCAUUUACAUCCAGCUUUAUGAUCUGAUCUGACCUCUGCCAUCUUUAUGUUAAACUGAUCAUUUAGUGACAGUAAUCAACAAGGCCACCAGACCUCAACAUGAAGCUGCACAGUCCGUCUACAGACACACUUUAUAAAUUAAUGUUAAACUUAUUUAUAGAAAACAACGGCUGUUACCCAAAGUGCACUUCAGAGAGAUUUCAAAUACAAUUAAAUAACAAAUAUUUGUAUUGUUAUAUUCAUAAUUAAGAGAACUAAAAUGCAGCUGUAAAACAGGAUUUAAGGCAUUUGUGACAUUUGUCCUAAUCCAAGUCCUUUAAUAGUCCGAUAUGAUAUUUAUAUCUGUGCUGUAGUCAAGACAGUUGAGACAAAACCAAGUUGAAAGAGGUUCGAGUCCAGGUCAUUGACACAAAGUCCAAAGUCAAAGCUAACUUUACUAAAGUUGUGAAAGAUAUUGUGCUUUUAGCUAGAUGUUAGCUAAUGUUAGCUUGUCCUUGUUUAUGAUCGGUUCCAGAAAACAUGUCACAUGUCCUGGUUCACUGAGCGCUUUUAUAAAAAUAUUUCUGUUGAUGGUUGUUUCCUGUCAAUCAACUGACUCCAUUACAUCUCUUAAAGUGGAUGUUCAGACGUCAGAGGGCCCCUGAUGGUUUUAUUGGAAACCAAACUUUUUCUUUUUCAUGUUUUCUGUGUUAUUUAUUUGUUCAAAGUAUUUCUUGUUUAAAAGGGAACAUUUGUUAGGAUGAAAGGAGGAGCUCGGGACUGACGAAGGGAUAGAAACAAAAUAUGAAUUAAUAAGAGAGACAAAGUGCUGCUGCUGUCAGUUCAGCCUGAGUCCAAACUAAGGGAAUAACACUGCAGUAUUGUGAAGGAUAGAACAUAUUUAAUUGUUUAUUAAUACAGUUAACAAAUAACAACUGUAAUCACAUGAAAUAUGUCUUCAUAAUUUAUAUGGAUAAAUAAAUAAAUAAGAAAUGUUCUCGCGUUGUGGUCGGCGUCGGUCGUUUUUAGACGUUAGUUCAACAACACGAGAACAUUUCUUCUUUAUUUAUUUAUCCAUAUAAAUUACAGAGUCCAAAGUCAAAGCUAACAUUACUGCAAAGCUAGUGGGACAUAUUGUCUGUUUGUGCUUUUAGCUGCAUAAUGUUAGCUCACGUUAGCUUGCUGGCUAACUGACUAAUAGUGCUUUGUUAGCCCCCAGCUAACAGCGAUGCGAGGCAGUGUCCUUUGUGGCGUAGGAACAUUACAGAUAUAGUAAUAGUUAUAAAUAUGAUUGUCAUUCAUUUUUCAGCAUUCAGUGUUAAUUUCAGCGUUGAGUCUCGUGUACGUCAUGUGACUGUUUUGGCUGCAGUUAGCUUAGCACCGCUAGCUACUGCACAAUGUUUGUGUGUUAAUGUCUGGAGGGGUCUUUAAGUUAUCUCACCUGCUCACCAACAUAAAUGCUCCGACUGGUUGUAAAAAAAGUGGAAAACAUUACGAUUUAUUGAAAAUAUAAUAUUGAAUUGAUGUUGUUCUGUCAGCGGGGAUGAAAAGGUGUUUUAAUAUCUCUUUAAUGUUUCCACUCUGCUGUCUUUAGUUCUAAUAAACUCUGGUUUCUAACCUCCCGUCCUUCA